AUGUGGACAGGAGGGGCACUUCCACAGGGAAUGCCCAAAAGUGGAACAUCCCUGGCCCCCCACUGGGACCCUGUCCCUGCUGCAAAGGUAACCACUGGAGGUCUAAGUUCCCCUGUCUCCAGACAGAAGGCCCGGGAGGCACAGCUCCACCCCAGCCUACCUGGAGUUGGACCAGGCCCCGCCUUCCUCCCCUGCCCAGUGGCUGAGCCUGGCGUCCCCACCCUGCGCCCUGGGCGAGGCCCCCUCCUCGGCUGCGCCUCUGAGCGCGCGCCGCCCGUUUCUAGCCAGUUGGCACAGCUAACGAGUCAUCCACCGUCACGAGGCCCUUCCCUGGGCUCCACCGUGCUGAGGGCUGGGGUCACAGAGGCGGAGGAGAGGGCACCCCUUCGUGGUUCUCGAAGUCGGGGACCAGGGUGGGGUCUGCGGAGAGCCUGGUGUCCUCCAGACCAAGUUUCCAGGUCCAGGGAUGCCCCGAAACCUGCAUCGCUGCUGCUGGGGAAACCCUUGGGUUUCCUGUUAAUGUGGUGUCUGCGCCCACCCACCGGGUCUCCUUAUCCCUUCCCCUUCCUGUUGCUGGAGUCUCACUCAAACCGACCUCACUUUUUCCUCAUCUGCUCCUCCACCAUGGCUUCUUUUACCUUCAGUGGAGAUGUGGAAGAUGACAAGAACACAGCAUGCACCUGGGAAGUGAAGGCCAACAACUAUGUCUUCCAAAAGAAAUUUAAGAAGGGCUUCCUGUGCUGGCGGAAGAAGAAGUACAAGAGCAAUGCCAUCCACACGGCCAAGUACAACAUCUUCUCCUUCCUGCCACUGAACCUGUAUGAGCAGUUCCACCGCAUGUCCAACCUCUACUUCCUUCUCAUCGUUAUCUUGCAGGCCAUCCCUGAAAUCUCCACACUGCCCUGGUUCACCCUCUUCGCUCCUCUGGUCUGCCUGGUCAUCAUCCGGGCCUCUCGAGACCUGGUGGAUGAUAUUGGGCGGCAUAGAAGUGACCGUGCCAUCAACAACAGGCCUUGCCAGAUCCUGAGGGGGAAGAGCUUCACGUGGAGGAAGUGGAAGAACCUGUGUGUGGGAGAUGUGGUGUGUCUCAGAAAGGACAGCAUCGUCCCAGCCGACUUGCUCUUGCUGGCCAGCACAGAGCCUAGCAGUUUAUGCUAUGUGGAGACUGCUGACAUUGAUGGGGAGACCAAUUUGAAGUUCAGACAGGCCCUGACAGUCACCCACCACGAACUGACCAGUAUAAGGAGGAUAGCAGCCUUCCAUGGAACAGUGAUAUGUGAGGAGCCCAAUAGCCGGAUGCACAACUUCGUGGGGAGCCUGGAGUGGAACAACAAAAUAUAUCCCUUGGACAUUGGCAACCUGCUCCUGCGCGGCUGCAAGGUCCGCAAUGUGGAUGCCUGUUAUGGCCUUGUCAUCUAUGCUGGUGUUGACACAAAGAUCAUGAUGAACUGUGGCAAGAUCCAUUUGAAGAGGACCAAGAUUGACCUCCUCAUGAAUAAACUGGUAGUCGUGAUCUUCCUGUCUUUGGUGCUCAUCUCCUUGGCCUUGACCCUGGGCUUCCGUGUAAUGAUCAAAGACUUCAAGCUGAAGCACUAUUAUGUGUCCGCCAAGUACCCGAGGACUGUGACCAUGGAGUCCUUCUUCAUCUUCUGGGGCUUCCUCAUCCUGCUCAGCACCAUGGUGCCCAUGGCCAUGUUUAUUUUAGCUGAGUUCAUCUACCUGGGCAAUAGCCUGUUCAUCAGCUGGGACACGGAGAUGUACUACGAGCCUCAGGACACACAGGCGAAGGCCCGUAGCACCAGCCUCAAUGACCAGCUGGGUCAGGUGCAAUACAUCUUCUCAGACAAGACGGGCACACUCACGCAGAAUGUCAUGAACUUUAACAAGUGCUGCAUCAACGGCAAUGUCUACGGUCCAGAUAACAAGGAUGGGACACCCUAUCAGGAGAACCCCUACCGGUGGAACAAAUUUGCAGAUGGAAAGCUCCUUUUCUACAACAAGCAGCUCUUACACAUUGUACGGCACAGGCAGGACAAGGUGGUACAAGAGUUCUGGCGCGUGCUUGCCAUCUGCCACACGGUGAUGGUCCAGGAGAAAGACAGUGAGUACCUGCCAUCAUACCAGGCGGCUUCCCCAGAUGAGGAGGCACUAGUCACUGCAGCCCGGAACUUUGGCUAUGUGUUCAGGUCACGCACCCAAGACACCAUCACUGUGGUGGAGCUGGGGGAGGAACGAGUCUACCAGGUCCUGGCCAUGAUGGACUUCAACAGCACGCGCAAGCGGAUGUCUGUGCUGGUACGAAACCCAGAGGGCUCCAUCUGCCUCUACACCAAGGGUGCAGACACGGUUGUCCUGGAGCGCUUGCGCAAGAGGGGUGAAACAGAGAUAACCACAGAGGAAAUCUUGGCUGCCUUUGCAGAGCAGACCUUGCGGACACUGUGCCUGGCCUACAAGGAGGUAGCUGAGGAUGCCUAUGAGGAGUGGGAGUCCCAGCACCAUGAGGCCUGCCUCUUGCUACAGAAUAGGGCCAAGGCCCUGCAUCAGCUACUAGGAGUCACAGCCAUUGAGGACAAACUCCAGGAUGGCGUUCCAGACACCAUCAAGUGUCUCAAGAAAGCAAACAUCAAAGUGUGGGUGCUCACAGGGGACAAGCAAGAAACGGCGAUAAACAUUGGAUUUGCUUGCCAGCUGCUGACAGAGAACAUGCUCAUUCUGGAAGAGAAGGAGAUCAACCGUAUCUUGGAGAUCUACUGGGAGAACAGCAACCUGCAGAACUCAAGCGACAACCUCAAGUUCCUGUCACAGGUCAACAUGGCUAUGGUCAUUAAUGGAGAAUUCCUGGAUCAGCUGCUGCUGUCUUUGCACAAUGAGCCCCGUGCCCUGGUCAGAAAUGCAGUGGCAGAUGAGGCUUGGCAUGAGCCAGGCCCAGUGAGGAGGGACUUCCUCCAGGCCAGGCGAAUCUCCCAGUUCUUUCGGAAUUUUGGGGCCCCAGUGGCCUCCAUGCAAUCCAAGACCUCGAACACCCAUGAGAGUCCGGAGGUGUGGCGGGAACAUGCCUUCGCAGACCUGGCCUCCAGGUGCCAGGCAGUCAUCUGCUGCAGGGUGACACCCAAGCAGAAAGCUCUGAUCGUGGCACUGGUCAAGAAAUACCACAAAGUGGUGACCCUGGCCAUUGGGGAUGGAGCCAAUGAUGUCAACAUGAUCAAGACUGCGGACAUCGGUGUGGGGCUGACAGGUCAGGAGGGCAUGCAGGCGGUGCAGAAUAGUGACUACGUGCUGGCCCAGUUCCGCUUCCUGCAGCGGCUGCUGCUGGUUCAUGGACGCUGGUCCUACAUGCGUGUCUGCAAAUUCUUGCGCUUCUUCUUCUAUAAGACAGUGGCCUGCAUGAUGGGCCAGAUCUGGUUCUCCUUCUACAGUGGCUUCACUGCCCAGCCCCUGUAUGAAGGCUGGUUCCUGGCCCUCUUCAACCUAUUAUACUCUACUCUCCCAGUCCUUUACAUUGGGCUCUUCGAGCAGGAUGUGAACGCGGAACAGAGCCUGGAGAUGCCCAGCUUGUACGUGGCAGGCCAGAAAGAUGAGCUCUUCAACUACUGUGUGUUCUUGCAAGCCAUUGCCCAUGGCAUGGUCACUUCUCUGGUCAACUUCUUCAUGACAGUGUGGGCCAGCCAAGAUACAGCAGGGCCUGCCAGCCUCAGUGACUACCAGUCCUUUGCGGUCGUUGUGGCCUUGUCAGGCUUGUUGUCGGUCACUAUAGAGGUCAUCUUGGUCAUCAAGUACUGGACUGUCCUAUGUGUGGCAACCAUUCUGCUCAGCUGUGGCUUCUAUGCAGUCAUGACAUGUGUCACCCAGAGUUUUUGGCUCUACAGGAUCUCCCCACCAACAUUCCCAUUUCUCUAUGCCGACUACAAUGUGCUGACCCAGUCCUCCCACCUGCUGUUGAUCCUGCUGAACGUGUCCCUGAACACACUGCCCAUGUUGGCCAUCCGGGUCAUUCAUAAGGUCAUCAAGCAGCUGCGUGUCAAGGAAGAAAAGGUCCCCCCUGAGGAAGUCUUCACUGUGGAAUCUAUGCCUUAUAUAUGCCGGGAGUCCCCAGGCCGGCGCUCCAGCUAUGCUUUCUCCCAUCAUGAGGGUUAUGCGAACCUCAUUACUCAGGGCACCAUCCUGCGGAAGUCUACUGAGGCCAGUGGUGAGACGCUGUAUGAAUCCCCAACUGUAUCUGAUGAAGAAUUACCCUCAAGCCCCAAGGAGGCAUUCCAGUACUCCAGAAAGACAUCUUUCUUAAGGAAGAUUAACCAGCACCAGGGGAAGGUUUCCUCUGAGGAUCUACAGCCCUCCACCAUGAACUCAUCCUUCACUGAGGAAAGGCAGUCCACUUUUAUAACAGGCACUCACCCUGCUAUCAUUGAGAGGUCUCCCACAACUAUGAGCAUGCCAUCUUUGUCUUCCAAGAAGAAGACAUCAUCAUUUCAAGAAAACCAGGUAACACCUUCUGAGGACCAGUCUCAAUUUUUUACCAGUUGGUCAACACUUUCCCACCAGACCUUGGAAAACCCGACGGGGCCCUUGGAGGAUGGGUCGUCAUCCUGGACACCAUUCUGGAAGAUCAGGCAAAACGAAGCCCACCCUUCCAAGGAAGGAACAUCCAGUUCCCAAGAUGACCCACACAUCACUGCCAGAGACCCAUCCACCAAGCAUGAGACAGUCAUCCAUGAAUAA
Molecule: messenger RNA, 4716 nt
Organism: Castor canadensis (American beaver)
Lineage: Eukaryota; Metazoa; Chordata; Mammalia; Rodentia; Castoridae
Product: phospholipid-transporting ATPase IK-like
Biological process (GO): phospholipid translocation; Golgi organization
Cellular component (GO): plasma membrane; trans-Golgi network
Molecular function (GO): ATP hydrolysis activity; magnesium ion binding; ATP binding
Source: RefSeq, a predicted model, not a curated record